Messenger RNA from Anolis sagrei ordinatus, 1114 nucleotides. It is a transcript of the gene PRDX3, whose product is annotated as peroxiredoxin 3. NCBI's taxonomy places the organism in Eukaryota, Metazoa, Chordata, Lepidosauria, Squamata, Anolidae. Gene Ontology annotation, cellular component: mitochondrion; cytosol. The record is from RefSeq and is a predicted model, not a curated record. Gene Ontology annotation, biological process: cell redox homeostasis; cellular response to stress; hydrogen peroxide catabolic process. Gene Ontology annotation, molecular function: thioredoxin peroxidase activity.
AUGUGUUGGCCCCGCCCCUCCGCUUCCACGUGCCCCUCCCUUCUGCCUCCGGAGCUGAACAUGGCUGCUGCGGCUGGAGCGCUGCGAAGGGUGCUGAAGCCUUCGGCUGCCUGGACCACCACUUUCCCCUGGAAGGCAUGCCUUUCCCCUGCCAGACGGUCUCUCCCUGCAUUUGCGGCUACAUGCGGACAGAAGAGCACUAGUACCAGUGUGGUGCCACCUUUUCCUCGGCACCAUUACUGUACCAGCCCUCCAGCUUCUGUUCCUGCUGUCACUCAACAUGCUCCCUAUUUUAAGGGCACUGCUGUCGUUGAUGGGGAUUUCAAAGAGCUGAGUUUGGAUGACUUUAAAGGGAAAUAUCUGGUUCUCUUCUUUUACCCCUUGGAUUUCACUUUUGUAUGCCCAACGGAAAUUAUUGCUUUCAGUGACAAAGCAAAUGAAUUCCAUGAUGUGAACUGUGAGGUUGUUGCUGUGUCGGUGGAUUCUCACUUUUGCCACCUUGCCUGGAUAAACACACCACGAAAGAAUGGCGGCUUGGGAAGUAUGAAAAUCCCUCUUCUGUCAGACAUAACGAAACAGAUUUCCCGAGAUUAUGGUGUGCUUUUGGAAGGACCUGGUGUUGCAUUAAGGGGUCUCUUUAUCAUUGAUCCUAAUGGAAUCAUCAAGCAUUUGAGCAUCAAUGACCUCCCAGUUGGUCGCAGUGUGGAGGAAACGAUCCGCUUGGUAAAGGCCUUCCAGUUUGUAGAGACGCAUGGAGAAGUCUGCCCAGCAAAUUGGACACCAAACUCCCCCACGAUCAAGCCAAAUCCAGAAGGAUCAAAGGAAUACUUUGGCAAAGUCAAUAAAUAAGAUCAUGAACAGUAAAGAGCUACUAUCGGGUUUCCUCAAGCCAGAAGCUGACAACUUGUGAAAGCAGCCUUGAUUGUAAUAAAAACGCACAAUUGUUUUAAUAGUUCUUCUGAUUUAAACAUGGUCUAUUUUGUAGGAUUAUGGAGAUGAGUAGUUUUCUUGCCCAGGCGGGUUUAAGCACCACUGAAGGCUUGAGCAUCUCCUACGUAUAAUAGCACUAGCAGAAAAUGUUUGUAAUUAAAGAGAACUAUAUGAAGAAAAAUAA